UGCUAUUUAAGUGAGUGACGCUUCCUUGGACGCAGCAAUUCUUACAUGUUCGCUAGAGGCCGCCGCUCCACACUAUGCAACAAUUAUCGACGGCAUUCCUGAUCAUUGCGUUAGCGAUCGUCGUCAAUGAUGGUGGCGCGACGGUACAGAACAAAAACGGAACCGACCAACUAGCCGAGGAGACGAAGACUAAACUUGUGACUAUCAUAAACGGCCCAAAUUCGCGAGGGUUGCAUUCACCGACGCCGUUAAUAGUCGCCGGCCUGCACACGCAGCAAGCUCCCUCCCCACCCAAAGUUCUUACCAAAAUUAAACACCAUCACCAUCAUCACCACCACAGAUAUGUCAAAACGGUGGAAAAACCCAUCAAAGUCCCGUACAAGGUGGAAGUGCCUCAACCUUAUCCGGUCGAAAAGAAAGUACCCGUUCCGGUACCAGUGGAAACAGUUAAAAUAGUGGACAGACCAUAUCCGGUGACUGUCGAAAAGAAGGUUCCAUAUCCGGUAGAGGUUAAAGUUCCACAUCCUGUACCGGUCAAAGUUGUGGAGAAGGAAUAUAUUCCAAAACCGUACCCGAUCAUUCAUCAUGUGCCAAUAGUAAAGGAAGUCAAAGUCCCACAUCCGGUUCCUUACCCGGUAGAAAAGAAAGUUCCUUAUCCGGUUCACGUUCGAGUGCCCGUGGAUAGACCCGUUCCAUAUCCGGUCGAAAAGAAGGUACCUUACCCCGUGCCCGUAAAAGUUUUCGUGCCUAAACCUUAUCCGGUUGAAAAGAAAGUGCCGUACCCAGUUGAAGUAAGGGUGAAAGAACCGGUGGAAGUUAUAAAACAUGUAGCUGUUAAAGUGCCAGUGCCACAACCGUAUCCUGUAGAAGUUAUACGUCCAGUACAAGUUACAGUCGAGAAAAGAGUGCCCUACCCAGUGGAAGUUGAAAAGAAAGUUGAAGUGUACAUCCCUCAGAGAGUGGAAGUUGAGAAACGUGUACCGGUAUACGUACCAAAACCUUAUCCGGUUGAAAAGAAGGUUCCAUAUCCGGUCAAAGUUCCUUAUCCGGUGAAAGUGCCGGUUAAAGUUCCAGUAAAGGUGCCAGUUGAGGUUCCGGUUUUCAUUCAUCAUCCAUAUAUUUACAGCAAUGAUCGUUCUUUCGUUAGUAAGGGAGGGGACAAUUUUAUCAGGGAAGCAGUCAAUUCUGAGGAGACUGCGACUGAUGCACCAGAGCAUACAGUAACAGUUCACGGGAAUACUGGUUUCACUGGGUUCAAAACUGUAACCGAGGAUGGCACAACCUCAACUUCGACGGAAACUCCAUGACAUUAGACAACUUAUUUAUAUUGAAGACAAGACUCAUUAGUUUACAAUCUAGUUUUUUAGUAUC
Molecule: messenger RNA, 1371 nt
Organism: Papilio machaon (common yellow swallowtail)
Lineage: Eukaryota; Metazoa; Arthropoda; Insecta; Lepidoptera; Papilionidae
Product: proline-rich protein 4-like
Exons: 3
Coding region: 75-1307 (410 amino acids)
Source: RefSeq, a predicted model, not a curated record